AUGGAUCUCCUCCUAGUCCUAGCACUUGCAGCCAUUGCGUCCGCUGUGCCUCAGGGGUACAACCUGCCUAAGCCCUCUGGCCCUUCCUUUAACGCUGGCAGUUGCGGCCAGGGGCAGGUGCGACACGUGGAUGGCAGCUGCGUUACACCGGUAGUGAGCAGACGUGUGUUUUUGUAUGAUGUGCCACCGAAUGAAGCUGCUGUCAGUCGGCCAAAAAAUAUUCCAAAGCCAAAACUGGAACGCAAUGUGGUAUUUGUAAGACUUCCUGACGGUGCUCAGGGGCCAGACCCGAUUGUUGUUCCACCGCCAAGGCAGCAGCACGUCUUGUUCGUCCUUAAUAAGCAGUCGGAACAGAAUCAGCAGGUGAUCGAGGUGCCAGCACCACCGCCAUCCAACCCCGAAGUGUUCUUCGUCAACUACGCUGAAGGAGAGAACCCGACACUUCCCGGUGGAGUAGAUCUUCAAACGGCGUUAAGUUCUGCUUCUCAAGGCAGUGGCCAAGUCGUUGGUGGUGGCGGUGCAGGAGGAGGAAUAGGCGGUGGUUUUGGAGGCGGAAUCGGAGGAGGUAUUGGAGGCGGGUUUGGCGGUGGAGUCGGUGGCGGUUUUGGAGGUGGGUUUGGUGGGGGAAUCGGGGGUGGUUUCGGAGGAGGUAUUGGAGGCGGAAUCGGUGGUGGCGUUGGAGGUGGAAGUGGAGGUGGUACUGGAGGUGGGAGAUACAGUCCUCCUUCUCGUCUCUACAGCAGGCCGUAA
Penaeus chinensis is the source of this 750-nucleotide messenger RNA. RefSeq names its product ATP-dependent RNA helicase A-like. Lineage: Eukaryota; Metazoa; Arthropoda; Malacostraca; Decapoda; Penaeidae. The record is from RefSeq and is a predicted model, not a curated record. Bases 1 to 750 code for a protein of 249 amino acids. The transcript is spliced from 2 exons.